CCCCGCGGUAUUUACCUUUGAAAAGUGGCAGCGGCUGCAGGUACCGGAGGAGUGGGGCGGCCGGGAGGGGCUACGCCUACCGGGUCUCCCCGCCACACCGAUCCGAGCCCAGGACAAACCCUCUCCCACUCCCAUGCCCCACAGACGCAUCCAAAAUGCUUCCCUCCUCGCCAGACCCGUCCCGAUAGAAUUAGCCCUCUCUCGUCUCUAGCCUUCAUUUAAACUCUACUUUUGAGGGUCUGAAUUCUCCAAUUUUAAGCCCCAAAUACCAUCUCAUCCCUGAGUAGUCUUCUCCAACCGUAGUCACCCAGUUUCAAGUCCUGCCCCCAUUUUUCUCCCUGAACUCCCAUCCUCAGCCCUGAAAACCCUCUUCUCAGCUCCUAGCCUAUCCACAGAUCGAACCCUAAGUGACUCUUACCUACCCUCUCCUCCAAUUUGUGACCCAGCCCCAAACUCUCUCAUUCCUACUCUGUCCCUCACGAUAUAUCCCUUCCUUUGCUUAGUCUGGGCCGGGGCCCUGUGUCCCUGAAGACAUGGAGUUUGUGUCUGGAUACCGGGAUGAGUUCCUUGAUUUCGCUGCCCUUCUGUUUGGCUGGUUCCGAAAGUUUGUGGCAGAGCGUGGGGCAGUAGGGACCAGCCUGGAGGGCCGCUGGCGACAGCUGGAGGCCCAGAUCAGAAGGCUGCCCCAGGACCCUGCCCUUUGGGCGCUCCAUGUCUUGCCCAACCGUAGUGUGGGCAUCAGCCUGGGGCAAGGGGCAGAGCCAGGCCCUGGACCAGGCCUGGGGGCUGCCCGACUCCUGGGAGACGACCCUCCACUCCACCUUCGAGACCUGAGCCCCUACAUCAGCUUUGUCAGCCUAGAGGAUGGGGAGGAAGGGGAGGAGGAAGAGGAGGAAGAUGAAGAAGAAAAGAAGAGAGAGGAGGGGGGUGCAGGCACAGAGAAGGUGGAACCAGAGGAGGAUCGGGAGCUAGCCCCUACUAGCAGGGAGUCCCCCCAGGAAGUAAACCCUCCAGGAGAGUCAGAGGAGGCUGAGCAGGAGGCAGGAGGUGGUGAGGAUGGCUGCCGAGAGAACAGGGUGGAGGACAAAACAAGACCCCAGAAGAGGAAGGGACGGAGGAGUGAGGCUGCCCCCCUGCACCUUUCCUGUCUCUUACUGGUGACGGAUGAGCAUGGCACCAUCUUGGGCAUUGAUCUGCUGGUGGAUGGAGCCCAGGGGACUGGAAGCUGGGGCUCAGGGACUGAGAACCUGGCUCCUCGGGCCUAUGUGCUCCUCUGUCACAGCAUGGCCUGUCCCAUGGGCUCCGGGGACCCCCGAAAGCCCCGACAGCUUACUGUGGGAGAUGCCCGGCUGCAUCGAGAGCUGGAGAGCUUGGUCCCAAGGCUAGGUGUGAAGUUAGCCAAGACCCCAAUGCGGACAUGGGGUCCCCGACCAGGCUUCACCUUUGCUUCCCUUCGUGCUCGAACCUGCCACGUUUGUCACAGGCACAGCUUUGAAGUGAAGCUGACACCCUGCCCCCAGUGUAGUGCUGUCUUGUAUUGUGGAGAGGCUUGUCUCCAGGCUGACUGGCGGCGGUGCCCAGAUGAUGUGAGCCACCGAUUUUGGUGCCCAAAGCUUGCAGCCUUCGUGGAGCGGGCAGGAGAACUGGCAGCCCUGCCUUUUACCUACACCACAGAGGUGACCAGUGAAACCUUCAACAAGGAGGCCUUCCUGGCCUCUCGAGGCCUCACUCGUGGCUACUGGACCCAGCUCAGCAUGCUGAUUCCAGGGCCCGGCUCCUCUGGGCAUCCCCGAGGCAACACACCAUCCCUUAGCCUUCUUCUCGGUGGAGAUCCCUACCAGCUUCUCCAGGGGGAUGGGCCUGCCCUAAUGCCUCCUGUGCCCCCAGACCCACCGCGGGGUCUUUUUGGCUCAUGGCAGGAUUACUACACAUGGCGGGGCCUCAGCUUGGACUCCCCCAUGGCUGUGCUUCUCACCUACCCGCUGACUGUGUACUACGUCAUCACCCACCUGGUGCCCCAGUACUUCCCUGAGCUCAACAUCCAGAACAAACAGUCACUGAAGAUCCACGUGGUGGAGGCCGGGAAGGAGUUUGACCUUGUCAUGGUUUUUUGGGAGCUCUUGGUCCUGCUCCCUCAUGUGGCCCUGGAGCUGCAGUUUGUAGGUGAUGGCCUGUCCCCCGAAAGCGACCAGCAGCAUUUUACCUUGCAGAGGGUGAGGGCUGAGGGGGCUCUGCUCUUUAGCCAUGACCCCUCCAGUGACCCCCUGGACGGCCCCGAGGUGUCUGUCCGGAAUGGUUCUGGCGUAUCAGCACGGCCCAGCUCUGGCACUAAGGAGAAGGGUAGCCGCAGGGACCUGCAGAUCAAGGUGUCAGCAAGGUCCUACCACCUGCUCCAGGGGCCCAAGCCCGACCUGGUUAUUGGAUUUAACUCUGGGUUUGGUCUCAAGGAUACAUGGCUGAGCUCUCUGCCCCGCCUGCAGGUACUGCAACGCCUUCAUCUUCCACCUGGUUUACAAGCCUGCGCAAGGGAGCGGGGCCCGCCCGGCUCCCGGCCCCGCACCCCGGUCCCCAACUCCCUCCGUUCCUCCCGCCCGCACCCGAAGGCGCCGAGGAGAAAAGAAACCCGGGCGGGGGGCCCGCCGGCGGAGAUAAGUGCGGCGGCUGUAGUCGUCCCCCCCCCAAACACGCUCCGAAAGGAAAACGUGAAAACACUCAGGGCCGAGGGGGAGGACAGAUUGGUAAAACACGAAAAAGUAAAUAAAAUUACUUGUUUGAAACCACUGAGUCAUUUACCUUUUGAUUACAUGCUCAUAAUUGGGUUAUUAAACCCGGAAGGAAAAGAAAUAUAUAUAUAUAUAUAUAUUUUUGAGACAGAGUUUUGCUUUUGUUGCUCAGGCUGGAGUGCAGUGACGCAAUCUCGGUUUACCGCAACCGCCGCCUCUCCAGUUCUGCGGCCUGAGCCUCCCGAGCUGGGAUUACAGGCUCCCGCCACCACACCCAGCUAAUU
Molecule: messenger RNA, 3007 nt
Organism: Sapajus apella (tufted capuchin)
Lineage: Eukaryota; Metazoa; Chordata; Mammalia; Primates; Cebidae
Gene: ZMYND15
Product: zinc finger MYND-type containing 15
Exons: 12
Coding region: 534-3005 (823 amino acids)
Biological process (GO): negative regulation of DNA-templated transcription; spermatid development
Molecular function (GO): histone deacetylase binding
Source: RefSeq, a predicted model, not a curated record